AUGUCACCUUUUAUGAAUUGGGCCGAAUUAGAUUUAGGCCUAUUCAAAACAUGUCAAGAUUCAAUGAUAUAUCAAGACUUUCUAUUUACCGAUGGAAUGAACUCUGAAAGUUCAAUGACAUCUCUUGAAGUAAAUAUGCCUAGAAUUGAUAAUCAUUUAUUAACCAAAGGAUUAUUUUCUGUAAGUGAUGUUUUGAAGUCAGGAGCUAUUGUUCCUAACAAAGAUAUAACUAUGUCUCAAAUUCGAGAGGUUUGCGGCAAAUUAUUCGAUCUCCAAACAACAAGACUCCAAGGACACAGUAUUUUGCAAACGACAAUGAUUUCCAUAUACACAAACAAGCAAUUUACCAUCGAAAAUGAACUAUUAAACCAUAUAGUUUCUGCAUUUGUUGUUGCAUUGCGUGCAAUCGAAAGCAUUUCAGAGAAAGUCUUAACGAAUCCAAACUCCUACUGGGCCAUGACUAACAAAUACGUUUCAAAAUUGAGAGAAGUCAAUAAGGUUGAAACAUUAGAGUUUUUAACUAAAUACAAAGCAGAACAUCCAGAAGAUUCCGAUCUUAUUGAUUGUGCUCUUUUCGAAAUUGACUUUGCAGACUACAUAUUUAACUAUCCAAAUGAACCAGUUCCAAAAUUACCAAAUUAUAUCAAAGAAUCAUCAGAAAUUGGCAUUUAUCCACAGCUUUUCUUCAGAGAUUUAUCAAUACAUUCUCCUCCAUCCCACGUAGACAUCUUAACUCAUGAAAAAGCCAUUGAAAUUUUCCAAGAUUUUCUCAAAUCAUUGAACGAGAUACACGAGAUCAAAGAAUGCACGACAAUUGAAGAAAUCGUCGAUCUCACUAUUGAUUGGUCUAAAAAGAACCAAAAUUGUUUGAAUUUUCUCAUAAUAUUAUUUAUCAGACGAAUUGUUCAGUCCGAAGGCACUAUUUUCAACAAGCAUAACAUAUCCACCUUCCUUACUAGCGAUUUGUCCCGCUAUCACGUACCCAAAUCCAUAUUUUCACAUAAAGAUUAUCCAAACAUUUCCAAGAACAUGUUUAUCUUCCUAGAAUCAUUCCUCAAGUGCGCAUCCGGUCCAUUUGCCUACGCCCAUGCUGUUCUCUCGAAAUACAUUUUCAAUAUCUGGGUUCAAAUCGGGCGCAGCUUCAUUUCCCUUGAACAGCUCGCUUCCGCGACCUGGAAAUACCCGAUUACCGGUAACAAAGAAUACGAUGGUGUCAUAAAAACCGCCAUGAUCCUUUGGACCACAAAAAUUUCAAUAAAACUGACACAUUUCUUUGUUUACACCGGAUUUCAAGUUGACGUUUACAAUGACAACGACCAUGCUACAAUGGCAACGAUUCUCCGGACAUGCGCCAAGGACGCCGCAAUUAUCUACGAGCGAGAAACGGUGUUAAAAGCUGUUUAUACUGCAAAUGAGCACAGAUCUGGAAAAAGUAAGAAAGUUGACGCUUCCAGGUACAUUGUUGUUAUGCCAGAGAUUGCUCUAUGGCGUGCAAAGGCUUCGUAUUUCGAAGCUUGCUUCAAUUUGUCGAGAUGGGCGUAUAAGAAAGAUAUCUUUGUCGGAGUUAACAAGGGAAAGUUCUUUAACUUCGGUAAAACAUACCAGGAAAGAGUGAUGCACCCAGAUCAGGUCUUCGCACUCGAGUUUCCAACUGAAUCCCAGUUUUUGGAAGAAUUUAAUUUUGAUAAUGUGUCAGAAGAUCAAUUGAAGAACAUCGCGAUAGCAAAGUUCAAUGAGGCAAAGAAGUUCUUGUCUGAUGCAAUCAUUCUUUACGGAAAAACUCCGGAUAGAUUGGAUUUCUUGAGAGAUAUCAUCACUUCUUCGUCUGUUUUGCUUGGUUAUAAGGAUGGAAUGCAUGUGAAAGUCAUAUACAAGGAUCUUGGACUAAUGUCUUUUGCUUUAGAGUGA
Molecule: messenger RNA, 1908 nt
Organism: Trichomonas vaginalis G3
Lineage: Eukaryota; Parabasalia; Trichomonadida; Trichomonadidae
Product: glucose repressible protein MAK10 family
Exons: 1
Coding region: 1-1908 (635 amino acids)
Biological process (GO): N-terminal peptidyl-methionine acetylation
Cellular component (GO): NatC complex
Source: RefSeq, a predicted model, not a curated record